Ailuropoda melanoleuca (giant panda) is the source of this 15690-nucleotide messenger RNA. It is a transcript of the gene RYR3, whose product is annotated as ryanodine receptor 3. The transcript has 104 exons. Gene Ontology annotation, cellular component: smooth endoplasmic reticulum; sarcolemma; calcium channel complex. NCBI's taxonomy places the organism in Eukaryota, Metazoa, Chordata, Mammalia, Carnivora, Ursidae. The record is from RefSeq and is a predicted model, not a curated record. Gene Ontology annotation, biological process: striated muscle contraction; release of sequestered calcium ion into cytosol by sarcoplasmic reticulum; intracellular calcium ion homeostasis. Gene Ontology annotation, molecular function: protein binding; ryanodine-sensitive calcium-release channel activity; calcium ion binding. The coding region runs from base 237 to 14849 and encodes 4870 amino acids.
AGAGGGGUAGGCGGGCUGCUUGGUUGGCGUUGGCGCUCUGCAGUGCAGUGGAGUGUUAGCCCAGCUCCCUAUAUGGUCGGGGAUUAGCUCGGCGCUGCUGAGGCUGAGCCAGGAGCCGGAGGAGGAGGAAGAGGAGGAGGAGGAGAAAGAGCGCAGCAGCAGCCAGCGCACGCCGAGCCGCUGCCGGGGGAAGCAGAGGCGCCGGAGGCUGGGGCACCGCCGACGCCUCGGGAGCCAUGGCCGAAGGGGGAGAAGGAGGCGAGGACGAGAUCCAGUUCUUGCGGACUGAAGAUGAGGUGGUUCUCCAGUGCAUCGCAAACAUUCACAAGGAGCAAAGGAAGUUCUGCCUGGCAGCCGAGGGCCUUGGGAACCGCCUGUGCUUCCUGGAGCCCACUUCAGAAGCCAAGUAUGUUCCUCCAGAUCUCUGCGUCUGCAAUUUUGUGCUGGAACAGUCCCUCUCUGUGAGAGCCCUGCAGGAAAUGCUUGCCAACACAGGUGAAAAUGGCGGCGAAGGGGCAGCACAAGGGGGCGGCCACAGGACCCUGCUAUAUGGCCACGCAAUUCUCCUGCGGCACUCCUUCAGUGGAAUGUAUCUAACGUGUUUGACCACAUCGAGAUCCCAGACAGACAAACUUGCAUUUGAUGUAGGUCUACGGGAACAUGCCACAGGAGAAGCCUGUUGGUGGACCAUACAUCCUGCUUCCAAACAGAGAUCUGAGGGAGAGAAGGUUCGAAUUGGUGAUGACCUCAUCCUCGUCAGCGUGUCCUCUGAAAGAUACCUUCAUCUCUCAGUAUCAAAUGGGAAUAUACAAGUGGACGCCUCUUUUAUGCAGACACUCUGGAACGUGCAUCCUACGUGCUCAGGAAGUAGCAUUGAGGAAGGAUACCUACUCGGUGGACACGUAGUACGUCUCUUCCACGGUCACGAUGAGUGUUUGACGAUACCAUCUACAGACCAGAAUGAUGCCCAGCACAGGAGGAUAUUCUAUGAAACUGGGGGAGCUGGGACACGAGCCAGAUCUCUGUGGAGAGUGGAACCCCUUCGGAUAAGCUGGAGUGGCAGUAACAUCAGAUGGGGCCAGGCUUUCCGCCUCCGGCAUCUCACCACAGGCCACUAUCUGGCCUUGACGGAGGACCAAGGCCUUAUACUGCAGGACCGGGCGAAGUCAGACACCAAGUCCACAGCCUUCUCUUUCCGGGCUUCUAAGGAGAUCAAGGAGAAAUUGGAUUCCAGUCACAAGCGAGAUAUAGAAGGCAUGGGCGUUCCAGAAAUCAAGUAUGGCGAUUCCGUCUGCUUUGUGCAGCAUGUAGCCAGUGGUCUAUGGGUGACCUACAAAGCACAAGAUGCCAAGACCUCCCGCCUUGGACCUCUGAAAAGAAAGGUCAUACUCCAUCAGGAAGGCCACAUGGACGACGGGUUAACACUACAGAGAUGCCAGCGCGAGGAGUCGCAGGCUGCUCGGAUCAUUCGGAACACGACAGCUUUAUUCAGCCAGUUUGUAAGUGGAAACAAUCGCACGGCUGCCCCAGUCACCCUGCCGAUCGAAGAGGUCCUGCAGACCUUACAGGACUUGAUUGCCUACUUUCAGCCCCCAGAGGAGGAGAUGCGGCAUGAAGACAAACAGAACAUGGUCCGCUCACUCAAGAACAGGCAGAAUCUUUUCAAGGAAGAAGGAAUGUUGGCCCUUGUGUUAAACUGCAUCGACCGCUUGAAUAUCUACAACAGCGUAGCGCACUUCGCAGGGAUCGCAAGGGAGGAGAGCGGCAUGGCUUGGAAAGAGACCCUGAACCUCCUGUACAAACUGCUGGCUGCUCUCAUUCGUGGAAACAGGAACAACUGCGCUCAAUUCUCUAAUAACCUUGAUUGGCUAAUCAGCAAAUUGGACCGACUAGAAUCUUCCUCAGGUAUCUUGGAAGUUUUGCACUGUAUCUUGAUUGAAAGCCCAGAAGCCUUAAAUCUGAUAGCCGAGGGCCACAUCAAGUCCAUCAUCUCCCUGUUGGAUAAGCAUGGGCGGAAUCACAAGGUUCUGGAUGUGCUGUGCUCCCUCUGUCUCUGCAAUGGGGUCGCAGUCAGAGCCAACCAGAAUCUGAUUUGUGACAACUUGCUGCCCCGGAGAAACCUGCUCCUGCAGACCCGGCUGAUUAAUGAUGUGACCAGCAUUCGGCCCAACAUCUUCCUGGGAGUCGCCGAGGGCUCGGCGCAGUACAAGAAGUGGUACUUUGAGCUGAUCAUCGACCAGGUGGACCCCUUCCUAACAGCCGAGCCCACACACCUGCGGGUGGGCUGGGCCUCUUCCUCAGGCUAUGCUCCGUACCCUGGCGGAGGGGAAGGAUGGGGAGGCAACGGUGUCGGCGAUGACCUGUACUCCUAUGGCUUUGAUGGACUUCACCUUUGGUCAGGCCGCAUACCCAGAGCCGUAGCCUCCAUCAACCAGCACCUCCUGAGAUCAGAUGACGUGGUGAGCUGUUGCCUUGACCUCGGAGUGCCCAGCAUCUCCUUCCGCAUCAACGGGCAGCCUGUGCAGGGGAUGUUUGAGAACUUCAACACAGAUGGGCUCUUCUUCCCUGUGGUGAGCUUCUCAGCAGGUGUCAAAGUACGUUUCCUGAUGGGUGGACGUCAUGGAGAAUUUAAGUUCCUGCCUCCCUCUGGCUACGCCCCUUGCUAUGAAGCCUUACUUCCAAAAGAGAAGAUGAGAUUGGAGCCUGUCAAAGAAUAUAAACGUGACGCUGAAGGCGUUAGAGAUCUUCUGGGUACCACCCAGUCCCUCUCCCAAGCCUCUUUCAUCCCAUGCCCCAUAGACACCAGUCAGGUUGUUUUGCCCCCUCACCUAGAAAAGAUCCGAGACAGACUGGCUGAAAACAUCCACGAGCUUUGGGGAAUGAAUAAAAUAGAGCUUGGCUGGACUUUUGGCAAGAUACGGGAUGACAAUAAAAGACAACACCCCUGUCUUGUGGAGUUUUCAAAGCUGCCUGAAACUGAGAAGAAUUAUAACCUACAAAUGUCAACUGAAACCUUAAAAACCCUCCUGGCGCUGGGGUGCCGCAUUGCUCAUGUGAAUCCGGCUGCUGAGGAGGAGCUCAAGAAGGUCAAAUUGCCCAAAAACUAUACGAUGUCCAAUGGCUAUAAGCCAGCCCCUUUGGAUCUGUCUGAUGUGAAGCUGUUGCCUCCUCAAGAAAUUUUAGUGGAUAAGCUUGCAGAAAAUGCACAUAACGUUUGGGCCAAAGACAGAAUAAAACAAGGAUGGACUUAUGGCAUCCAACAGGAUUUGAAGAACAAGAGAAAUCCCCGGCUGGUGCCAUAUGCAUUACUGGAUGAGCGUACCAAGAAGUCCAAUAGGGACAGCCUCCGCGAAGCUGUUCGCACAUUUGUUGGUUAUGGCUACAACAUUGAGCUGUCGGACCAAGAACUGGCUGACCCAGCUGUGGAGAAAGUCAGCAUUGACAAGAUCCGAUUUUUCCGGGUAGAGCGGUCUUAUGCAGUGAGAUCCGGAAAAUGGUAUUUUGAGUUUGAGGUGGUGACCGGAGGAGACAUGCGCGUUGGCUGGGCCAGGCCGGGCUGUCGGCCUGACAUUGAGCUGGGUGCCGAUGACCAAGCCUUUGUGUUUGAAGGCAGCAGGGGCCAGCGCUGGCAUCAAGGCAGUGGGUAUUUUGGACGUACGUGGCAGCCAGGAGAUGUGGUUGGAUGUAUGAUUAACCUGGCUGAUGCUUCGAUGAUCUUCACGCUGAACGGGGAGCUGCUGAUCACCAACAAAGGCUCUGAACUCGCCUUCGCUGAUUACGAGAUUGAGAAUGGCUUUGUGCCCAUCUGCUCUCUGGGACUGUCUCAAAUCGGCCGCAUGAAUCUCGGGAUGGAUGCCAGUACCUUCAAGUUUUAUACCAUGUGCGGACUCCAAGAGGGCUUUGAGCCUUUUGCCGUCAACAUGAACCGCGACGUGGCGAUGUGGUUCAGCAAGCGCCUCCCGACGUUCGUCAAUGUGCCAAGGGAUCACCCCCAUAUAGAGGUGGUGAGGAUCGAUGGCACCAUGGACAGCCCGCCAUGCCUCAAGGUGACGCACAAGACGUUCGGCACACAGAACAGCAAUGCCGGCAUGAUCUACUGCCGCUUGAGCAUGCCCGUCGAGUGCCACUCCUCCUUCAGCCACAGCCCCUGUCUGGACAGUGACGCUUUCCAGAAAAGGAAACAGAUGCAAGAAAUACUGUCUCAUACAACAACACAGUGCUACUAUGCAAUCCGCAUCUUUGCUGGACAGGACCCUUCCUGCGUCUGGGUUGGAUGGGUGACGCCAGACUAUCACUUACACAGUGAAAAAUUUGACCUGAAUAAAAACUGUACGGUGACUGUUACUCUAGGGGAUGAAAGAGGCCGGGUCCACGAAAGUGUGAAACGCAGCAACUGCUACAUGGUCUGGGGCGGGGAUAUUGUGGCCACCUCCCAAAGAUCAAGUCGGAGCAACGUGGACCUGGAGAUCGGCUGCCUGGUGGAUCUGGCCAUGGGCAUGUUGUCCUUCUCGGCCAAUGGGCGAGAACUCGGCACCUGCUACCAGGUGGAGCCCAAUACCAAAGUGUUUCCAGCAGUCUUCCUGCAGCCCACGAGCACUUCCUUGUUUCAGUUUGAACUUGGGAAGCUGAAGAACGCGAUGCCCCUGUCGGCGGCCAUAUUUAAGAGUGAAGAGAAGAACCCAGUUCCGCAGUGUCCACCUCGGCUGGAUGUCCAGACCAUCCAGCCCGUGCUCUGGAGCCGCAUGCCCAGCAGCUUCCUGAAGGUGGAGACGGAGCGGGUGAGCGAGCGCCAUGGCUGGGUGGUGCAGUGCCUGGAGCCCCUGCAGAUGAUGGCCCUCCACAUCCCCGAGGAGAACAGGUGUGUGGAUGUCCUGGAGCUCUGUGAGCAGGAGGACCUGAUGCAGUUCCAUUACCACACUCUACGACUCUACAGUGCCGUGUGCGCCCUGGGAAACAGCCGGGUGGCCUACGCCCUGUGCGGCCACGUGGACCUCUCCCAGCUCUUCUAUGCCAUCGACAACCAGUACCUCCCUGGCCUCCUCCGCUCUGGUUUCUAUGACCUGCUCAUCAGCGUCCACCUGGCCAGCGCUAAGGAGAGGAAGUUACUGAUGAAGAACGAGUACAUCAUUCCCAUCACCAGCAGCACCAGGAAGAUCCGCCUGUACCCAGACGAGACCAAGAGGCACGGGCUGCCAGGGGUGGGCCCGAGAACGUGCCUCAAGCCAGGGUUCAGGUUCUCCACCCCUUGCUUUGUGGUGACCGGCGAGGAGCACCAGAAGCAGAGCCCUGAGAUCCCCUUGGAGAUUCUCAAGACGAAGGCACUGAGCAUGCUGACGGAGGCCGUGCAGCACAGCGGGGCUCACAUCCGGGACCCUGUGGGCGGGUCUGUGGAGUUCCAGUUUGUGCCCGUGCUGAAACUCAUCGGGACCCUGCUGGUCAUGGGGGUGUUUGAUGAUGACGACGUCCGGCAGAUCCUCCUCCUGAUCGACCCCUCUGUGUUUGGGGAGCACAGUGCGGAGACAGAGGACGGAGCCGAGAAGAAGGAAGUGACCCAGGUGGGGGAGAAGGCAGUGGAGGCUGGGAGAAAGGCCAGCAAGGAGGCUCCAGUCAAAGGCUUGUUGCAGACCCGACUGCCAGAGUCCGUCAAGCUGCAGAUGUGUGAGCUCCUCAGCUAUCUCUGUGACUGUGAGCUGCAGCAUCGAGUGGAAGCCAUUGUCGCAUUUGGCGACAUUUAUGUCUCCAAACUCCAGGCAAAUCAGAAGUUCCGCUACAAUGAGCUCAUGCAGGCCUUGAACAUGUCCGCAGCGCUGACUGCCCGGAAGACCAGGGAGUUCCGCUCCCCCCCACAGGAGCAGAUCAACAUGCUUCUUAAUUUUCAACUGGGAGAGAAUUGCCCCUGCCCAGAGGAGAUCCGGGAGGAGCUCUAUGACUUCCAUGAGGACCUUCUUAUUCACUGUGGCGUCCCCCUGGAGGAGGAGGAAGAGGAGGAGGAGGACACCUCCUGGACUGGGAAACUCCGUGCCUUGGUGUAUAAAAUCAAAGGCCCUCCCAAGCCUGAGACGGAACAGCCAACAGAAGAGGAAGAGAGAUCCCCUACAACCUUGAAGGAGCUCAUCUCACAGACCAUGAUCCGCUGGGCCCAGGAGGACCAGAUCCAGGAUGCGGAGCUGGUCCGGAUGAUGUUCAGCGUCCUCCGGAGACAGUACGACAGCAUCGGGGAGCUGCUGCAGGCCCUGCGGAAGACCUACACCAUCAGUCAGGCCUCCGUGAGCGACACCGUCAGCCUGCUGGCCGCGCUGGGCCAGAUCCGCUGCCUGCUCAGUGUCAGGAUGGGCAAGGAGGAGGAGCUGCUCAUGAUCAACGGGCUGGGAGACAUUAUGAACAACAAGGUGUUCUAUCAGCAUCCCAACCUCAUGCGAGUCCUUGGCAUGCACGAGACGGUGAUGGAGGUGAUGGUGAACGUGUUGGGCACGGAGAAGUCUCAGAUUGCUUUUCCAAAAAUGGUUGCUAGCUGUUGCCGCUUCCUCUGCUAUUUCUGUCGAAUUAGCCGGCAAAAUCAGAAGGCCAUGUUUGAGCAUCUGAGUUACCUGUUGGAGAAUAGCAGUGUUGGCCUAGCUUCCCCUUCGAUGAGAGGAUCUACCCCACUGGAUGUGGCGGCUUCCUCUGUGAUGGACAACAACGAGUUAGCGCUGGGCUUAGAGGAACCAGACCUCGAGAAGGUGGUGACCUACUUGGCAGGCUGUGGCCUGCAGAGCUGCCCCAUGCUUCUAGCCAAAGGAUACCCUGAUGUCGGCUGGAACCCUAUUGAAGGGGAACGUUAUCUGUCCUUCCUGAGGUUUGCCGUCUUUGUGAACAGCGAAAGCGUGGAAGAAAAUGCAAGUGUUGUGGUCAAGCUGCUCAUUAGACGCCCGGAGUGCUUCGGCCCAGCCCUGCGGGGUGAAGGAGGAAACGGUCUAUUGGCAGCCAUGCAGGGCGCCAUUAAGAUCUCUGAGAACCCAGCCCUCGACCUCCCUUCCCAGGGAUACAAGAGAGAAGUCACGGAGGACAGUGAAGAUGAAGAGAUCGUGCACAUGGGCAACGCAAUUAUGUCUUUUUAUUCAGCUCUCAUAGAUCUGCUGGGCCGCUGUGCGCCUGAAAUGCACCUCAUCCAGACAGGAAAGGGGGAAGCCAUCCGGAUCAGGUCAAUCCUGCGCUCCCUGGUCCCCACCGAGGACCUGGUCGGGAUCAUCAGCAUCCCCUUGAAGCUGCCCUCCCUGAACAAAGAUGGGUCUGUCUGUGAGCCAGAUAUGGCAGCCAACUUCUGCCCUGACCACAAGGCACCCAUGGUGCUGUUCUUGGAUCGUGUUUAUGGCAUUAAGGAUCAAACUUUUCUGCUCCACUUGCUAGAGGUUGGAUUUUUACCCGACUUAAGAGCCUCUGCCUCUCUAGAUACGGUUUCCCUGAGCACCACAGAGGCUGCGCUUGCCCUCAAUAGGUAUCUAUGUUCUGCCGUGCUCCCACUCCUCACAAGGUGCGCCCCUCUCUUUGCCGGAACAGAACACUACACGUCUCUGAUCGACUCUACACUACAGACAAUAUACAGACUUUCCAAGGGACGUUCCCUCACCAAAGCUCAGAGGGACACCAUAGAGGAAUGUUUGCUUGCCAUUUGCAAUCACUUGAGGCCUUCCAUGUUACAGCAACUCUUGCGACGUCUGGUGUUUGACGUACCGCAGCUCAACGAGUAUUGCAAAAUGCCUCUUAAGCUCCUGACAAAUCACUAUGAACAGUGCUGGAAGUAUUACUGUCUGCCUUCAGGAUGGGGGAGCUACGGGCUGGCUGUGGAAGAAGAGUUGCAUCUGACGGAGAAACUCUUCUGGGGGAUUUUUGACUCCCUCUCCCGUAAGAAGUAUGACCCAGACCUUUUCCGAAUGGCCCUUCCUUGUCUCAGUGCUAUAGUGGGGGCCCUGCCACCAGAUUAUUUAGAUACCAGAAUCUCAGCCACAUUGGAGAAACAGAUCUCAGUGGAUGCAGAUGGCAACUUUGACCCCAAACCCAUCAACACCAUGAAUUUCUCCUUGCCUGAAAAAUGGGAAUACAUCGUCACCAAGUACGCGGAGCAUUCACAUGAUAAAUGGGCCUGUGACAAGAGUCAGAAUGGAUGGAAAUAUGGAAUUUCACUGGAUGAAAAUGUAAAGACCCAUCCACUGAUCCGGCCUUUCAAGACAUUAACGGAAAAGGAGAAGGAAAUCUACCGCUGGCCUGCCAGGGAGUCCCUAAAAACCAUGCUGGCUGUGGGCUGGUCUGUGGAGAGGACCAAAGAGGGAGAGGCCCUGGUUCAACAGCGGGAAAACGAAAAGCUUCGGAGCGUGUCCCAGGCCAGCCAGGGCAACAGCUACAGCCCUGCUCCCCUAGACCUCUCCAACGUGGUGCUCUCCAGGGAGCUCCAGGGAAUGGUGGAGGUCGUGGCUGAAAACUAUCACAACAUCUGGGCCAAGAAGAAGAAGCUGGAACUGGAGAGCAAAGGUGGUGGCAGUCACCCUCUGUUGGUGCCAUAUGACACCUUGACAGCCAAGGAGAAGUUCAGGGACCGAGAGAAGGCACAGGACCUGUUUAAAUUCCUCCAAGUGAAUGGCAUCGUGGUUUCGAGAGGUAUGAAGGAUAUGGAGCUGGAUGCCUCCUCCAUGGAAAAGAGGUUUGCCUAUAAAUUUUUGAAGAAGAUCCUGAAAUAUGUUGAUUCCGCCCAAGAGUUUAUUGCCCAUUUGGAAGCCAUUGUCAGCAGUGGGAAAACGGAAAAGUCUCCCCACGACCAGGAGAUCAAAUUCUUUGCCAAAGUUCUCCUCCCACUGGUUGACCAGUACUUCACCAACCACCGCCUCUACUUCCUGUCAUCCCCACUGAAGCCCCUUAGCAGCAGCGGCUAUGCCUCUCAUAAGGAGAAAGAAAUGGUGGCCAGCCUCUUCUGCAAACUCGCCGCUCUUGUUCGACACAGGAUUUCCCUCUUUGGGAGCGAUUCUACUGCAAUGGUGAGCUGUCUUCACAUCUUAGCUCAGACACUUGACACAAGGACUGUCAUGAAGUCAGGCUCAGAGCUGGUCAAGGCCGGGUUACGAGCGUUCUUUGAAAAUGCUGCAGAAGACUUAGAGAAGACUUCAGAAAACCUGAAGCUGGGGAAGUUUACCCAUUCCAGGACGCAGAUUAAAGGCGUGUCUCAGAAUAUCAACUAUACCACGGCGGCCCUGCUCCCCAUCCUGACGUCCAUCUUUGAGCACGUUGCCCAGCACCAGUUCGGGGUGGAUUUACUCUUAGGCGAUGUGCAGCUUUCGUGCUACCACAUCCUGUGCAGCCUCUACUCCCUUGGGACCGGAAAGAAUAUCUAUGUUGAAAGGCAACGUCCUGCCCUUGGAGAAUGUCUGGCCUCACUGGCAGCUGCCAUCCCAGUGGCAUUCCUGGAGCCCACCCUUAACCACUACAAUCCACUCUCAGUCUUCAACACCAAAACCCCCAGGGAGAGGUCUAUUCUGGGCAUGCCGGACACAGUGGAAGAGAUGUGUCCUGACAUCCCGCAGCUGGAAGGCCUGAUGAAGGAGAUCAGCGACCUGGCCGAGUCAGGGGCCCGGUACACGGAGAUGCCUCACGUCAUCGAGGUGAUCUUGCCCAUGCUGUGCAACUACCUGUCUUACUGGUGGGAGCGGGGGCCUGAGCACCUGCCACCCGGCACUGGGCCCUGGUGCACCAAGGUCACCUCUGAACACCUCAGUGUCAUCCUGGGAAACAUUCUGAAAAUCAUCAACAACAACCUGGGCAUCGACGAGGCGUCCUGGAUGAAGCGCAUCGCAGUGUACGCCCAGCCGAUCAUCAGCAAAGCCCGGCCUGACCUGCUGAAAAGCCACUUCAUCCCCACUUUGGAGAAGCUGAAGAAAAAGGCUGUCAAGACCGUGCAGGAGGAGGAGCAGCUGAAAGCCGACACCAGAGGAGACACUCAGGAGGCAGAGCUCCUCAUCCUGGACGAGUUUGCAGUCCUCUGCAGAGACCUCUACGCCUUCUACCCCAUGCUGAUCCGCUACGUGGACAACAACAGAUCUAACUGGCUUAAAAGCCCCGGUGCUGACUCUGACCAGCUCUUCCGCAUGGUGGCAGAGGUCUUCAUCCUGUGGUGUAAAUCUCACAACUUCAAGAGGGAAGAGCAAAAUUUUGUGAUUCAGAAUGAAAUUAAUAAUUUGGCAUUUUUAACUGGCGACAGCAAAAGCAAGAUGUCAAAAGCCAUGCAAGUAAAGUCCGGAGGGCAGGACCAGGAGCGCAGGAAGACAAAGCGGAGGGGAGACCUGUACUCCAUCCAGACCUCUCUCAUCGUGGCCGCGCUCAAGAAGAUGCUGCCCAUCGGUUUGAAUAUGUGCACGCCGGGCGAUCAGGAGCUCAUCUCCCUGGCCAAGGCCCGAUACGGCUCCAGGGACACAGAUGAAGAGGUGAAAGAACAUCUGCGGAAUAACCUGCACCUGCAGGAGAAGUCCGAUGACCCAGCAGUAAAGUGGCAACUGAACCUCUACAAAGAUGUUUUAAAGAGUGAAGAACCUUUCAAUCCAGAAAAGACCGUAGAGCGUGUACAGAGAAUUUCGGCAGCUGUCUUCCACCUGGAGCAGGUGGAACAGCCUUUGAGGUCCAAGAAGGCGGUCUGGCACAAACUGUUGUCAAAGCAGCGGAAACGGGCAGUGGUGGCCUGUUUCAGGAUGGCCCCUCUCUACAACCUGCCCAGGCACCGCUCCAUUAACCUCUUCCUCCAUGGCUAUCAGAGAUUUUGGAUAGAAACAGAGGAGUAUUCCUUUGAAGAGAAACUAGUACAGGACUUGGCUAAAUCCCCCAAGGUGGAAGAGGAGGAGGAGGAGGAGGAGACGGAAAAGCAGCCAGAUCCACUUCAUCAGAUCAUUCUCCAUUUUAGCCGCAAUGCUCUCACGGAGAGGAGCAAAUUGGAAGACGACCCCUUGUACACGUCCUAUUCCAGCAUGAUGGCCAAGAGUUGUCAGAGUGGGGAAGACGAAGAAGAGGAGGAAGACAAGGAAAAAACAUUUGAAGAGAAAGAAAUGGAAAAGCAGAAAACCCUCUACCAACAAGCGAGGCUGCAUGAGCGUGGAGCCGCAGAGAUGGUCCUUCAGAUGAUAAGCGCCAGCAAAGGUGAGAUGAGCCCCAUGGUGGUUGAGACUCUGAAGCUGGGGAUCGCCAUUCUAAAUGGGGGCAACGCUGGUGUACAACAGAAAAUGCUAGAUUACCUGAAGGAGAAAAAGGAUGCCGGAUUCUUUCAAAGCCUUUCUGGUCUUAUGCAGUCUUGCAGUGUCCUUGAUUUGAAUGCAUUCGAAAGGCAGAAUAAAGCUGAAGGCCUGGGGAUGGUUACUGAGGAAGGAACACUCAUUGUUCGUGAGCGUGGUGAAAAAGUACUUCAGAAUGACGAGUUUACACGAGAUCUCUUCAGAUUCCUGCAGUUACUUUGUGAAGGACAUAACAGUGACUUUCAGAACUUCCUGCGGACUCAGAUGGGCAAUACCACCACCGUAAACGUCAUCAUCAGUACCGUGGACUACCUCCUGCGUCUGCAGGAAUCAAUCAGUGAUUUCUACUGGUAUUAUUCAGGGAAGGACAUCAUUGACGAAUCUGGACAGCACAAUUUUUCCAAAGCUCUGGCAGUCACGAAGCAGAUUUUCCAUUCUCUUACGGAAUACAUCCAGGGCCCUUGCAUUGGGAACCAACAGAGCCUGGCUCACAGCAGGCUGUGGGACGCGGUGGUCGGCUUCCUCCAUGUGUUUGCUAACAUGCAGAUGAAACUCUCUCAGGAUUCCAGUCAGAUCGAGCUGCUGAAGGAACUCUUGGAUCUCCUUCAGGACAUGGUGGUGAUGCUUCUGUCCCUCCUGGAAGGGAAUGUGGUAAAUGGAACUAUCGGCAAGCAGAUGGUUGACACACUGGUAGAGUCAUCUACCAAUGUAGAAAUGAUCUUGAAAUUCUUUGACAUGUUCUUGAAACUUAAAGACCUAACCAGCUCAGACACCUUCAAAGUAUAUGACCCAGACGGUAAAGGGAUUAUCUCCAAAAAAGAGUUCCAGAAGGCCAUGGAAGGGCAAAAACAGUACACACAGUCAGAGACUGACUUUCUCCUUUCGUGUGCAGAAGCUGAUGAGAACGAUAUGUUUAAUUACAUCGAUUUUGUAGACCGGUUCCAUGAGCCGGCCAAGGACAUAGGGUUUAAUGUGGCGGUGUUACUGACAAAUCUCUCCGAACAUAUGCCAAAUGAUUCUCGCCUGAAGUGUCUGUUGGACCCAGCAGAAAGCGUACUGAAUUACUUUGAGCCCUACCUGGGACGUAUUGAGAUCAUGGGUGGGGCCAAGAAAAUUGAGCGCGUUUAUUUCGAGAUCAGUGAAUCCAGUCGAACUCAAUGGGAGAAGCCCCAAGUGAAGGAAUCGAAACGGCAGUUCAUCUUCGAUGUGGUCAAUGAAGGCGGAGAGCAAGAAAAGAUGGAACUGUUCGUGAACUUCUGUGAGGAUACCAUCUUUGAAAUGCAGUUAGCCUCUCAGAUCUCUGAAUCUGACUCAGCGGACAGGCCUGACGACGAGGAGGAAGGAGGUGAAGAUUCAUCUUACUUGUUAGAAAUUGAGGGUGGAGAGCAGGAUGACAAGUCUUUUGAAUCUGCCUCUGCGUUUGCCAUGGCCUGCGCCUCCGUGAAGAGGAACGUCGCCAACUUUCUGAGGAAGGCCACCCUGAGGAACCUGCGGAAGCAGUGCAGGAAGGUGAAGAAGCUGACCGUGAAGGAGCUGGUGAAGGAGUUCUUCUCUUUCUUCUGGAUGUUGUUUGUGGGGCUCUUCCGGUUGUUCUUCACCAUAUUGGGAGGAAUCUUUCAGAUCCUCUGGAACACGGUGUUUGGAGGGGGCCUAGUGGAAGGGGCAAAGAACAUCAGAGUGACCAAGAUCUUGGGGGACAUGCCUGACCCCACCCAGUUCGGGAUCCAUGAGGACACUCUGGAUGCGGAGCGGGUGGAGGUGACUGAGCCAGGUGUGCCCCCAGAACUGAUUCACUUCGUGAAGGGUGAGAAGGGAGACGCAGAAGCUAUGUCAGAGCUCUUUGGAUUCCGCCCAAAGAAAGAAGGCGGCUUAAAGCACAGGCCCGAAGGGGGUUUGGGUGACCUCUCGGAGAUUAUUGGCAAGGAUGAACCCCCAACGCUAGAGAGUACUGUACGGAAGAAAAGGAGAGCACAGGCAGCAGAGAUGAAAGCAGCACAUGAAGCAGAAGGGAAAGUGGAGCCAGAGAAGACAGACCUGGAAGACGGGGAGAAGGAGGUUAUGGCCAAAGAGGAAGAGCAAGCCAAGGCCCUGUGGACAGACGUGACAAAGAAGAAGAAGCGACGGCGGGGCCAGAAAGUCGAGAAGCCUGAAGCCUUCAUGGCUAAUUUCUUCAAAGGGCUGGAAAUCUAUCAGACAAAGUUACUGCACUACCUGGCCAGGAAUUUCUACAACCUGAGGUUCCUCGCUCUGUUUGUAGCCUUCGCGAUCAACUUCAUCCUGCUUUUUUACAAGGUCACUGAAGAACCUUUAGAAGAAGAGACGGAGGAUGUUGCAAACCUGUGGAACUCCUUUAACGACGAGGAAGAGGAGGAGGCGAUGGUGUUCUUCGUCCUGCAGGAGAGCACUGGGUACAUGGCGCCGAUGUUGCGGGCCUUGGCCGUCAUCCACACCGUCAUCUCUUUAGUCUGCGUGGUGGGCUAUUACUGCCUGAAGGUCCCUCUGGUGGUAUUCAAAAGGGAAAAAGAAAUUGCCAGGAAGCUGGAGUUCGAUGGCCUGUAUAUCACUGAACAGCCAUCUGAAGAUGACAUCAAAGGGCAGUGGGACCGCCUGGUAAUCAACACACCAUCUUUUCCUAAUAACUACUGGGACAAGUUUGUCAAGAGAAAGGUGAUCAACAAGUACGGAGAUCUCUACGGAGCAGAACGCAUUGCUGAGCUCCUGGGUUUGGACAGAAAUGCCCUUGAUUUCAGCCCGGUCGAAGAGAGCAAAGCAGAGGCGUCCUCUCUGGUGUCAUGGCUGAGUUCCAUCGACAUGAAGUACCAUAUCUGGAAACUGGGAGUCGUUUUUACCGACAACUCCUUUCUCUACCUUGCCUGGUAUACAAGCAUGUCCGUCCUGGGCCACUACAACAACUUCUUCUUCGCCGCUCAUCUGCUGGACAUCGCGAUGGGCUUCAAGACGCUGAGGACUAUUCUGUCAUCUGUAACUCACAAUGGCAAGCAGCUGGUUCUGACUGUUGGGCUCCUGGCCGUGGUGGUUUACCUUUACACCGUGGUGGCCUUCAACUUCUUCCGAAAGUUCUACAACAAAAGUGAAGAUGACGAUGAGCCCGAUAUGAAGUGUGACGACAUGAUGACGUGUUACCUGUUCCACAUGUACGUGGGAGUGAGAGCUGGAGGUGGCAUUGGCGAUGAAAUCGAAGACCCUGCUGGUGACCCUUAUGAGAUGUACCGCAUUGUCUUUGACAUUACCUUCUUCUUCUUUGUCAUUGUCAUCUUGCUGGCCAUCAUUCAAGGUCUCAUUAUCGAUGCUUUUGGAGAGCUAAGAGACCAGCAGGAACAAGUGCGAGAAGAUAUGGAGACUAAAUGUUUCAUCUGUGGGAUUGGCAAUGACUAUUUUGACACGACGCCUCAUGGCUUUGAGACACAUACCUUACAAGAGCACAACUUAGCCAACUAUUUGUUCUUCCUGAUGUAUCUCAUUAAUAAAGAUGAAACAGAACACACGGGACAGGAAUCUUAUGUCUGGAAGAUGUACCAAGAAAGGUGUUGGGAUUUCUUCCCAGCUGGUGACUGCUUUCGGAAACAAUAUGAAGAUCAGCUUGGAUAAAUCAGAAUCAAAGAAACUCCACAAUUCUGGAUGGUCAACUUCCAGUGAAAUGAAUCCUUUUUAUAGUUCUGCAAAAUAUUUGAAAUGUGACAUAUUCUAAAUGGCUCCCUUAUGAGAAAGUGUUACAAAUACGUGAUAUUUUGGAACUGACUUGGCUUUUUUGUGCCUAAUGGACAUUUCCCUGGGGGAGACAACCUACCAAAAUGUUAAAAGAUGGCAAGAAUCGAGGAAAACUGUAGUUGAGAAUACCUUCAAGUUUUUCAGUUCUAACGGAACUAAGUUGUUGCAAUGGUGUCCUUGAGGAAAGGACUAGAAGUAUGAAGUCUUCAAUGCACAAUACCUGAAGUUUCACACAUUUGAAUGUCACAUGACAGUAUCCACGAGUGACUCAUGGUCUGAACUACAAAAAAGUCAGUCAUUUUAACUGCAAAUUUCUCCCAUGGUACUUGCUAGUGAAUGUAUUCAGAAUCGGCUUGAAAAGCUUUAAGCAGUUAAAAAAAAAAACCAACAACACUUUGUCGACACUGAAAUAUCGAUUAAGUGCCUUAAAAUCUCUCUAGAUAUAGCUAUGCAAAUUUUUUAUGUUUAUGUUCCAGACGGACAGUUCCAUUAAUGAGUUGUGUUGAUCUUCCGUCUUUAUGAAACUGCACUUGAAGGUUAAUUUUUUUCAGUAACAGCUUGUCAACUGCUGUUAUUAGAAGUACUGUACUGAAAAUUCAGACAAAUUUCAAUCUUAUGCCAAAUUGAGUACUGCUUUAUGGUCCCCUUGUAAGUAGUGGAGCUGCUGUGUUUAGGUGAAUCUCCUUACAUCAAAGGAAGUGCCCACUGCAAUAAAGUAAUA